Myotis lucifugus (little brown bat) is the source of this 1068-nucleotide messenger RNA. RefSeq names its product neuropeptides B and W receptor 1 (gene NPBWR1). Lineage: Eukaryota; Metazoa; Chordata; Mammalia; Chiroptera; Vespertilionidae. The record is from RefSeq and is a predicted model, not a curated record. Gene Ontology annotation, biological process: neuropeptide signaling pathway. Gene Ontology annotation, cellular component: membrane; neuron projection. Gene Ontology annotation, molecular function: neuropeptide binding; neuropeptide receptor activity.
AUGCACAACGCGUUGUCCUGGGAGCUGGGGCCCCCCAACGCGUCGUCCCCCGGCUUCCCGCUGGGCUGCCCCAACGCUUCGAGCCCGCCGCCGCCUCCGCCGCCGCCGCCGCUGGCCGUGGCCGUGCCCGUGGUCUACGCGCUGAUCUGCGCCGCGGGGCUGGUGGGCAACUCGGCGGUGCUGUACGUGCUGCUGCGGACGCCCCGCAAGAAUGUCACCAACCUGUUCAUCCUCAACCUGGCCGUCGCCGACGAGCUCUUCACGCUCGUCCUGCCCGUCAACAUCGCCGACCUGCUGCUGCGGCGGUGGCCCUUCGGGGAGCUCAUGUGCAAGCUGGUCGUGGCGAUCGACCAGUACAACACCUUCUCCAGCCUCUACUUCCUCGCCGUCAUGAGCGCCGACCGCUACCGGGUGGUGCUGGCCACGGCGGAGUCGCGCCGGGUGGCGGGGCGCACGUACGGCGCGGCGCGCGCGGUGAGCCUGGCGGUGUGGGCGCUGGCGACGCUGGUGGUGCUGCCCUUCGCGCUCUUCGCCCGGCUCGACGAGGAGCAGGGCCGGCGCCAGUGCGCGCUGGUCUUCCCGCAGCCCGAGGCCUUCUGGUGGCGGGCGAGCCGCCUCUACACGCUCGUGCUGGGCUUCGCCAUCCCCGUGACCACCAUCUGCGCCCUCUACCUCGCCCUGCUGUGCCCGGCUGCGAGCUUGCGCCUCGACGGGCAGGCCAGGCCCUGGGGCCGCGCCAAGAAGCGGGUCACUCUCUUGGUGGCGGCGAUCCUGGCCGCGUGCCUCCUCUGCUGGACGCCCUACCACCUGAGCACCGUGGUGGCGCACACCGACCUCCCGCAGACGCCGCUCGUCGUCGCGGUCUCUACGGCUCACAGCCUGAGCUACGCCAACAGCUGCCAACCCUUCCUCUACGCCUUCUUGAACGCGGCUUCCGCAGGCGCUUCCGCAGCUGCUGGCUGGCGCCCGCCGCUGAAUCCCCGCGCCUCUUCGGCACCGCGGCCUGACUGCACUGCCCCCGCUCUCACACUCCAAUGCCAAUGCUCGGCCCGGACUAGCGCGCCGUAG